This is a messenger RNA of Anopheles bellator, 585 nucleotides long. RefSeq lists its product as uncharacterized. The transcript is spliced from 2 exons. NCBI's taxonomy places the organism in Eukaryota, Metazoa, Arthropoda, Insecta, Diptera, Culicidae. The record is from RefSeq and is a predicted model, not a curated record. Bases 47 to 418 code for a protein of 123 amino acids.
UUUUCGUUUGGUCACGGUUCGUUCUUGCGUUUCAUUCACGAGCUGCAUGGGUGAAUCGUGUCUUAAAUCGUCUAAUUUCGCAUUAGCCGUGCAUCUGGUUUCCAGUGCAGCUUAUAGUGCAACUGUUCUCAACUAUUACCGUUAUAAAUUCGACGGCCCAGUACAGGUGAAGCAAAAGCUGGCAGGAAUACGACGAAUACUAUUUUCCAUGAUUAGGCGCAUGUGCGCAUACAACGCAGGAAGGUGUCGGAUGGUAGGAACAUGCGCUGAAACAAAAUACAAUGCGCAUUCCAAUGGACAAAUUUCACAGCGAAGUGGUUCUGCUCCAGAGGAAGUACGAUGUAAACGGGCUAACCAGUGGUACAGCGAAAACACUCGGCAGAAUCCAAACAACUUCCACUCCAACACCGGUAGUUGACUCUCAAGGCAUCCGGUGGUAACGGCAGGCCAUUCACUUCAACCAUUCUAAAACGUUAAGCAUAAGAACAGCAACCGUACAAUUUAGAUUGCACUGUUCGGUCGCUCGCAACAAACCGUUCUUACAAAUGUAUUUUGUGUGUGUAUAAUGAUGUUUAAAAAGGGCUG